AUGAAUAGCCAAUUUCCCAUGCAUCCAACCUAUACAUUACCUGGCAUAAUGCAUUAUUUGCAAACGGAAUUUACCAAGAACGAACGUGACAGAAUUUCUUGGGAAUUGGAAAGAUCAGAAAUGAAGGCACGUAUUGCCCACUUAGAAGGUGAAAAUAAAGAUUUGAGGUAUAGGUUGAUGAAAUUGGAUCCAAAUCCCGAACCAGAAAUACUAAGAACACUCGAUAAAAGCGAUACCUCACCACUGAUCAAAUCAAAGGCUGCCGUGCAGGAAAAUGUCAAGGAAAUCAUAUACCUUUUUAAAAGUCCUAAUCUAGGCUCUCAAAUGGAAACUUUAAAUGAGAAGAAGGAUCCUGUUCAUGAAUUGGAAAAAAUGGGGUUUAAUCAGAGUAGAGAUAAUCAAUCUCAGCCUCUAGUCGAUAACGAUAAUGCAGAACACCAAAGAAUAGAUUUGCAUCAAGUGGAUUCGCUACAGGAGGUGACACAACAUGAAGAUUUAGGAGGCGCUGAAAUUGAUGAAAGAUCGGACGCCGGUACUGUUGUAGUUGGGUCAGAAAAUGAACAACAGGAAGCAGAGGAGUCCUCGGACUUCACCAAACGUCAUCGUUCUUCGUCUUUAUUCACAUCCGAAAAAGUUCAGCCUUUAGAUGCUAAGGAGGAACAGCCGCAGGAGGAAAGAGUUAGUUUAGUACAGGGAAGCACUGAUCGCUCUGCAAUUGUUAGAUUAAAAGUUCACGGUAAUAAAGUAAUAGCAUAUUCGAAAUCAGGUGAGUUGAGCCAAAGGUUUGUUAACAAAUCUUUGGAUUGGGAAAAUGAUCAAUACCAUAAGUAUGAAGGUUUAUCAUCCGAAUUAUUAGACAUCUUUUGGGUGGACAAUGAAAAAUUCUUAACAUUAGAUAAUGAAGGUAUCAAAUUGCGGAAGACAACAGUGGAAGAUCACCCGAUUGCUGCUCUAAAAUUAUUUGGUGAAAAUUUGCAAUUUAAUCAGGUAAAUGCAUGGGAUUUCAAAAACAGCUGGCUGUUAUUGGCGCUAAAGGGAAGAAUAUAUUUGAAAGAAAUUUCAAUAUCACCUGAUUCUUCGAAGAUCUCCAUAGGUAAGAGUUAUUACUUUAACACAAACAAGAAGGUUUGGGAUGCUAAAUUUGGCAUGACUGAAAAAAGUCUAAUCGUUCUCAACAGGAACCCUGAUGAGCUGGUCAUAUACAGCUUCCAAGGUAAACAACUGCAGAAAAUUGAUAUUAGGAAACAUCUUUCGAAAAAUAUUGCAUCUGAUUCAGAUGCGAUGUUAUAUUUGAAUAAAAAAAGUUCUAAAUUGUUAAUAUUGAUUCAGGAAUUGUUGCUGAUAUAUUCAUUUGAUCAGAAGAAAAUUAUUUUGAAACAGUCCCUAAGAUCACAACCAACAAGUGUAAUUUUCAAUUCUCCAAAAGAUUACGUUGCAUUGGCAUACGAUGAUGGUUAUAUUGAAUUGAGAAAUAUCAAGGAUUUCAAUUCUGUAAUUAAAAGGUACAAUCACGUCAAUGAUGAAGUGGAAUUGGAUGAAAAUACACAAUCACUUAUGGAUUCGGGUCUAAGACCAAUGGAUAGAAACCCAAUUGUCUUGCAAGAUACGGAAAUCGAUAACCAUAAGGUCAUAAUUUCGGCGGAUAAUAGCGGAAGAAUGAAAUUAAACGAAAUUCAGGAAUUGGGAGAAAAUUAA
Zygosaccharomyces rouxii is the source of this 1695-nucleotide messenger RNA. RefSeq names its product Far8p (gene FAR8). Gene Ontology annotation, molecular function: protein binding. The record is from RefSeq and is a predicted model, not a curated record. Lineage: Eukaryota; Fungi; Ascomycota; Saccharomycetes; Saccharomycetales; Saccharomycetaceae. The transcript has a single exon. Bases 1 to 1695 code for a protein of 564 amino acids.